UUUGAUUGUGAGAACAAUGACGACGAAAUACGAUGUUAUUGAUUUCUUGAAAAAGGAUUAUAAAAAAUGGUCAAAUAAUUCGGCCUGCAGUGACGAAUGCAUCAUUAAUCAUUCGAGAAAAUUAAAAACUUUACCGCAAGCCGAAUGGUAUGAAAGGCAUAAGGUCAUAGCUGAUUUAAAAGCUGCGUUACCGGAUAUAAGUCCUAGAAAAGUGCGAAGACAUUGUAUACCAUACCAUGAGGCAAUUCUUCUUGAACUUGAAGAACAGGGUUACAACGAAGCGUUUUAUUACAUGAGGGAAUUUAUAAAUUUCGAUAGAAAGAUUGCAGAAAAAACCACUGGAACCAGGACAUGGAAAAAAAUAUGUUUAGAAAAUCGAAAGGAUUUUAUAGAUCAUUUAAAACAUGGAUUGAUGGCAUUCGAGGAUGCCGAAAGGGAAGGUGAUUACGUUACACGGGCUAUGUCACUGCUGGACGUUGCUCUAUUUUUUCAAUCGAAAGGCUGGGAAUGGAAGUGGGUCACCGAGCGCCUUUACCAAGCUGCCCUUUUUGCAGCGGAAUCGAUCGAAGACGAUGAGCUACGAACAAUCACUCUGAUACGUUAUUUGUAUGGUCGAUUUCUCUUUCAAGAAUUGAAGAAUCCAAAGAGCGCUAUAGAUUACCUAAAGGAGGCACGCGAAGCAUCAGAGAAAAAGACAUGGAACGCUUCGAAAAUAUUGGGCGAAAGACAACGUUGUAUUUUCAUAGAAUGUAAUAUUAUUUUGUACAAAGCUCUGUUGAUUCUCGCUCGCAAAGAACGUCCAGAAAAUCCUGAUUUCGCUCUGAAUGCGUGCAUCGAAGCAUUAGAAAGAGCCACGGAUGCUGGCGACAACGAGUAUCUAACUGAAGUUUUGUACGAACUUGGAAAAAGUUACUUCGCGAAGAACGAUAUGAUACGAGCCUUGCAAAGUUUCUCCAAAUUUUUGGCCAUCGCGAAGAGGAUCCCAGAUCCCGAAGGUGUUUGCAACGGUCAUAUGGAACUAGCAUUUACUUACAAAGAAUUGGGGGACGAUGCUCAUACUGAGAAACAUUUGCAUCUGUGCCAAGAAAACGCUGACAAUUUUGAUUUUAGAGAGAAGCUGGCUGAUUCGCACUAUUACAUCGGUGAACAUUACUUAAGCCAGGGAAAAUUGAACUUAUCCACUGUUCACUUGGAGACCGCUUUGUGCAUAUACCAUGAACUUAGCGCAUCUCAAGAAGCUGAUCGUGCUAGAUGCAUUGCCGGAAUUUCAAAAGGGCAAGAGAUAAUCAAGGAAUAUUACAAUAUAUUGUUACAAUGCGGCGAAUACGAUGAAGAUGCUACAUUGAAAAUUUGUCGAUGGAAAUGUUGUAGGAAAAACUUUUGGGCCAAGAGAAUAGAAGACAUUAAAUCAGAUUUGGAUAUCUCACACGAAAAUUCACUGGAUACAAUUUCAUCGUUACUAUCCGUAUAGAACAAUAAUAAUCAAGACAUGUCAUGGCCUUAAAGUUCACAGGCAACAAUUGCGUUCCACAUCAUUUCUUGUCACAAGUAAUUCUCGUUUCUUACUUCAAUUUUAUUUAUGCAACUUUAUCUGUCUAUCUUCGCAGCAACGCCACAGUGCUUUCUUUUGUCUUCAAACUUAUUGGGGCUUGCACAAAAACAAACUUGUCGGUAAAUUUUUAACACUUUGACAACAUUUCAUAAAUAUUCUAGAUUUAACAAAAAAAAAAAAAAAAAAAAUAAUAAUAAUAAUAAUAAUAAUAACAAAAUUUUAUUUGAUAACAUCAAUCUACAUACAAUGCAAAAUUGAUAUUUUUUAAAAUAAAUAGGAAUGAUAGUCACCAAAGUGUUAAGUUUGAAAAAUGUUUCAAAAUGGCUAUGAGGAAAGUAUAAAUAUAAGAAACGAUGAUAUAUCUCAUCUACAUACAUCGUUAAGAUGAUUGAUACUGUUUUGUAGAGUAAUACAUAAACAAAUAUGAGUUUCUCAAUUCUUAGUCCAUAAAGCCAAGUUAAAAUCAAGCAAAAUCUAUUUGAAGUAUUGAAUUGAUGAAAGCUAAGUUGCAAAGAAAUCUAUAAAGAUGAGUAAUUAAAAGAAACAAAAUUAAAACAUUAAAAGUGUAACACAAUAAUCUAAAAGUUAAUUGUACUAAGAAAAUCGUAAUGAGUCUCUAUCUUCUUUCUGCAAUUAAACUACAGAUAAAAAUAAUUAUGCAUUUUUUCUGUGACUUGCAAAUAUGAAAAGUUUGUACAAAACUUAACAAAGCAAGUUACUUCUAAUUUUUUUUUAGUCUGAGAUAAUAAUUUUUCGACAGUAAGUAAAGAUGAAGUUAAAAAACAAAAUGAAAAAAGAAUCAUUAAAAUUGCAUAUAAGUAAUGCCGAUUAAGUAAAACUUAUUUUAAAAAUCAAAGUAAAUUUAUUAUUGUUAAAGUCUAUUUAUUUCGUAGAAUUAAUUGCCUGUGCGGAAUACUAUAAUCAUGUGAAUGUGAUCUAACAAAAUAAGAGGUGUAGGAAAUUUAAAAAUAUAGAAAUUAAUCAGAAGCAAAGAUAUAGUGACUUGAAAAUUAACCGCCUACAUGUUUCAUCAUUUGAUCAGAUAUUGUAAUUUUUAGAAAUUGAACAUUAUUCGCACAGUCUUCGUAACACUGCUUAAAAAAAAUUAUGUUUGCAUGUUUUCCACAUUUGUACCGUCUUAGUAAAAUAAACUACAGAGGUUAUUUCAAUCCAUACAAUUUUUUACCUUCAUCUCUGUUUCCUACCUGUGUAUAAUUAUACGUCUACAUAAUUUACAUUAAAUUUUUUAUAGAAAAAUGGUGAUAGAUGUGUUUACAAAAGUUCUGUUAAACAUACAGUCAUUCCUACGAGAUUGCCACUGCAAUCAUAGUAGUUUACUUAGUAGUAAAAAAAGA
Molecule: messenger RNA, 2907 nt
Organism: Osmia lignaria (orchard mason bee)
Lineage: Eukaryota; Metazoa; Arthropoda; Insecta; Hymenoptera; Megachilidae
Product: tetratricopeptide repeat protein 29
Biological process (GO): cilium movement
Cellular component (GO): cilium
Molecular function (GO): protein binding
Source: RefSeq, a predicted model, not a curated record